Messenger RNA from Morchella importuna, 486 nucleotides. RefSeq lists its product as uncharacterized. The coding region runs from base 1 to 486 and encodes 161 amino acids. The transcript has 7 exons. Gene Ontology annotation, cellular component: cytoplasm. Lineage: Eukaryota; Fungi; Ascomycota; Pezizomycetes; Pezizales; Morchellaceae. The record is from RefSeq and is a predicted model, not a curated record.
AUGUCCGUCGCCCCAGCCGCCAAAACAUUCAAGGCCGAAGAAGCCGAGAACCUUGAAGACAUCGAAAAGCAGUUCGCCGUUAAAGCGGUGAUGCACGCACAGACGUACUGGAGCAUCCUCGAGACGCGUAAAGGGACGGACCUGCGGCUGACGCGCUUCGACGACGAGAUCUAUACGCACCUGCUGGAGGUGUUUCCGGACUUUGAUGCGAGCAAGGCGCUCGACGAGGACGAGAUGAAGAGUAAGGAGGGCAAGGAGAAGUGGAGGGAGUUCAUGAUGAAGUAUGAGAAGACGGUCGAUGAUUAUAACUUUGGUACGCUCUUGAGGACCGAUGCGAAGGCAGAGUAUGAGAAAGAUACCACUAUCUUUGUCCCCAGAAUGCAGUUCUACGCCAUCGAAAUCGCCAGAAACCGCCACGGCCUCAACAACUGGAUCAAGGAGAAGAUGGACGCCGAGAAGGCCGAGAAGGCUGCUGCCGCAAAGUAG